Molecule: messenger RNA, 5505 nt
Organism: Trypanosoma rangeli
Lineage: Eukaryota; Euglenozoa; Kinetoplastea; Trypanosomatida; Trypanosomatidae
Exons: 1
Coding region: 1-5505 (1834 amino acids)
Source: RefSeq, a predicted model, not a curated record
AUGUCAGGCCGACUAGUGGUGGUGUCCUCUACCACCACUAUGGCUCAGGGUAGCUAUUCUGAUGCGUGCUACUUUAUCGUCAUAGAGUUCCCGGCACUGUGCGAUGCUUGCAUAUGUCAAGGGGAAGCUACUUUGCCACCAGGCAGGAAGUUGGAUUUCGCAGAGGAUAAUGCGUCUAAGGAGGAAGUAAACAAUCAUUCCUUCGAAAACGGGGUCGUGCAAGACGGUAAAAAUAAGGUAGGAGUCGUUGUUAUUACUGUGGAUACCGUCUCUGGCCAGCUGCUAUACACAGGCGUUCCACAGAAGGAUGUGUUUGCUUCAAUGUCUGAAGCCAUGCACGCAAUAACAAUGUUAGGCUCUUACACAUCCUCACCAUGUGAGGUGCGCACAAUGUGUGAGUUUGUUGCGUUCGCUGGCGGGUGUCUUGCAGAGGAAACUAUAAAUUUGCUUUUUAUUGAGGCGAGUACACUACUGAUGGGGGGCAGUGCUGUGACGACCAAUUCAAAUGACACAACGAGGGAGUUUAACCCGUUAUUCUCAGUGCCUUUGAGCAACUGCAUUCCACCACUUUUCUCUGUUGACAAGGCACGGUGGUUUCAUAUUCCCUUGCGAAUUUCGGUACCAGCUCUGCAGCAGCCUCUCACAAGCGACGGUAUACAUGAUUGGACGCUCGGCAGUCGUAGUUCAACACCUUGCGGUGUGUCCACUAGUCUGUUGAGUGACGAUAUGAUACCGCCCUACUUGUACUUUUCACCAGGUGUGGAUGUGACACAUUGUUGUGUCUUUGGGGAUGCCGUGAGGCGUUUGGUAGCCUUCCAUAAAGCAGGAAUUGAGAGAAGCUCUCUACGGAAGUUCAGUAUCAAUCCGAAUGACAACCCUGUUUCAGCCGCGCUGCGCAUCAACGAAUUUCUUCCGCCGCUUCCCAGGCAAAUGGGUCGUGAUGCUUUAGGCCACUGUGAUUGUCUUUGGAACGAGGAGCUUAUUCGCUUUUGUGACGUGUUUGGCCUGGGGGAAUGGUGUUGUCGUUUGGCUCUUGGGUCAUGUGCCGCCGUCCCUUUGCCACAUUCAGGUGCAAUCGCUCGUGGUGCCAUACUUGUUGUUCGUCUGAGCCGCUUGGCAUUUCCGGAAUGUUUCUAUGACUAUACACUCUCAUCUUCGAAGGUGCCGUUAGACUUCUAUGUCUCAACGCUCGAGGCCGAGUUUCAGCUGAUCGUUAUACGUGAGCCCUUGAUGAGUCAACACGAUGGAAAAGAGAUGGAGUCCACUUUUUCAUUUACGUGGCGUCGGGGCACGGAUUUUGCCUGUCACAAGAAUAUACUGGAGCAGAAGGAGCGGUUUAGGGCCUGCGCGGAAAAUUUUAUUGAUCCGCUGCCGCCACGUGAAGAUCACGUGGUAGGCCUUUUCUCUGCAUAUCUGGAACGAUAUGGACCGGGGACAAGAAUUUAUUUGGCACACGCGGGGAAUGUGAUGAUGCAGGGACCCACGUCAGCAGAAGAUCCCGACAUUGACGUGAAUGAUUUUCGGAGAUGCAGCUCUUCCACACCAGGCGUAAAAUCGCCCAUGAAGAAACGACGUAUUAGCCUUGUUGCAUCGCCAAGGAGGCAAGGUAAAUCCUUGGUGUCGCAGCUGGAGAUUUCCGUAUUGGGACACCGAGGUGGGGUGGACGCUGGUGCGGCAGCUUCAACUCUUGUGAACACGAGUCUGGAAUCUAUUCUUCAAUCACUUACUGGGCAUGUCAAAGCGCAUGGUCUUCGUCCUACGGUUGCUGUUGGAACGUUGUGGCCCUUUUCUUCUUCCGUUGCGAGUUCGCCGGCGGGCAUGCUAUCAGAGUAUGAGGACAAAUUCUUACAGACCUUUUGGGGGAGGGAAUUUAUUCAUGUGACUCAGGAAAAGACGGCAGAUAUUGGGGUGCCACGUGUGUGCGUGAGUGACGAGAGCCAUGUGAGCGUCAUUGCAUCCAUCAUUGUCUCGCUUGGUUGGAUGCUGAGUUGGUUGUGUAGCGAACUUGGUGCGGGAAGGGAUGCGGUUCAAUUUUUGUUGGAGUCCAAGGAUUGGGUAGAGGAUAUCAUCCGUUUGGUGGGCAACUCCGCAGCUUCUACGCCUCAAUUUCGCGUUGUCUUUGUGAAUCGAGAGGCAGUGGAUCGGGUACGGCGUUGCCUCAUCAAUAUUUGUGGAGGAGCUUCAGUUGCGUUUAGCCCAGUCGUUUGGGCGACAGCACAGUACAUUGAACAGCUCUCUCAUUACGUCACAGACCACCUUUCUGUACCCAAAGGUAAAGAGGAGUACAGGGAUCAGCAGGGGAAUGGAGUCAUAAACAAGACGAUGCACGCGUUUCUAAGGAAAUUUUUUCUUUCGGAGGGCGGAUUUUAUCCUAGGGAACUUGUGCGACAUCGAAUCGUACUUCUCUCACACCCAUCACGGCUUUCCUCCAUUAUUAACGUUCAAAUGAUAGUUUUACCUUCGAAGGUGCAGGACUCCGCAGUGACCUUGGAUAGGGCGGAGGUCGCCUGUACGGGUUUGCGGGAGAGGUUGUUUCCAUUUACCCCCAUGCGUCAUUUGAAUGCAGCCACCACAUGCGAUGAGGCGAUAUCCCUUGUGUCGCCUUCGGAUGAGGGGCCCACACCGACUCUGAGUAUGCUACACGGACUUAUACACCCUUUCUCCCAACCACUUUGUAUGCCGUCCUGCUUUGAAGUGGUGGAGUUCACUAUCGCUUUACCUUCUCUUUCAUACGUCACGCAUGUGGCCUUGAUGGUGGCAAAUGCCGUUCAGCUGGCUCCAUAUGCUGCGGUACUCUCUCUUUCCCUUUCGGCAUCCUGCUACGUGGGUCAGGCGCAUGAAAGGGUUGUCUUGGAAGAUGCUUUGCUCCCACUUUGUGUUAACAGUCGAUCAUCGCGGGGUCGACAAACGGCACCUUAUUUAAUUUUGUUUGAGUUGUGUCGCCCUUCCCAUGACAAGGCUCCCUUUUCAACUGUUGAAGAGGCAGAUGCGGGUAUUGGUGCGCCUGGUCACAGCUUCAAUCAAGCUACGCCUGUUGUUGCACGUUAUCUGCAUCUCUCGCUUCGCGGUUCGGGCUGUCAUCGGAUGGCACUGCCCCCCAUUUUGGUGUUUGGUGAACCUGUUGACUUCAUUCCAUGCAAGGAACUGGAGUCUGUUGUGGGCCGCCAUACAGUGUUGCAUCGCAUGCUUUAUGCGGCACGGUCUCCCUUUACGCAGGGGGUUGCAGACAACCUGCCUGCCGCGUUUAGCGGACCGACGACACCUCAGUCUGUCGCGACGGCUGCGGCGAACGAUACUCUGAGUGAUGGUGGUGCUAAGAAAACAAACGGCUGCUUUGGCGGGGAUCAGAAGGAGAAACGUGAAGCUACAGGGAAAGCGCACACACACGGGCAACAAGAGGUUAGCACGUGUGGGGCGACGCACGGUCAGGAGGAAAUGUAUUUGCAGAAGGUUAACGGUGUCAUUCCAGCAGAUCUUUUUGAAUUGAAUUUCGACGUGACAGUGGCGAUGGAGUCGAAGCGGAUUCAGUGCCAUGCGCGCCGUUGCUACCGCGAUCUGCGUUUGCAUCGCUUGGGUGUCCCACUUUGGGUCAUGAAUCCGGCAUACCAGGUGUUUCCGCACUCCGCAUUUCACCGCUCCCAGAUCCCGGAGGGAGCAAGGGAAGUGGAGUUUAUCAGGCGCCAACAGAGGGGACAUAAGACAGCGAGCGGAGAAUCUUGUGCUGGUGGUUUUGACAGCACCGAAGAAACGAAAAAAGGUUGUGUGAAACACAAGGAUGGAAAACGUUGCGUUCUUUGUUCUCGUCGGUUUUCGUGGUUUUCAUCCGCCAAGGAGUGUCACCGGUGUCGACGCCAUGUGUGCGAAAAAUGUCUUUCAGCGAUUCCUGUGCGUUUGCUUGAACUUGGUUUUCGUGAUCGUAGUGCAUCUGUAUGUAUGGCAUGUUUUGAAAAAGUUAUGCGUCUUGAGGACAUUAUGAGAGGUUUUACGUCAAGUGAGUGUCUUGGUGAGGAGGAGAGCGAUGUUGAAAUGGACGAGGCGAUCGAUUUCUACGCACGCUGCACAACACCUCAUCUGGCAUCCGUUCUGGCCCUGUACCCUAUUCCUACAUAUGGAAGCUACUUGUAUUCAGGCUUUCUGCAGGCUUUCGAUAAACAGUCUUAUCAGUUGACAAUGUACCCACUGACACGUGUAGUGAGUGCGCCUGGUAUGGAUGACGUAAAUACACCGCUUUUUGAAGAGGUGCUUGGCAUCAUGGGAUUUAACGGAAAUGUUUCCGUGGGAUGGCGCUGCGUCACUGAUGGGGAAAGGACAGAGUCCGAUACACGUGUUAGUCGGCACGUGAUUCUUCUCCUUCCUCAUGGAGCUGUGGUCUCGCAUGGAGUACUACGUUACGCGUUAUUGGGUAAACUUCGUGGAAACAUUGACGUUCAGCUGCUCUUGGGAAAUUCUUUGCAUUCUCUUGAGCCCCUGUCUGGGGCGUGCAUCGGUAACUCCGCGGUGCCUGCUGAAGGGACUGGUGAUAACUCACUAAAGGAGGUACUGCUGCAGCGCGAGGUGUUUGCUCCUUCUCGGGACGUAAGGGCGAAGGUGGAACUCCCAACAUCAACACCACCCAAGAAUAUGACGUCAACCAGUACUGUCAUGGGGACGUUAUCUCCACGCAGUCCGACGGUGCGUCUUGCUGCCCUCUAUUUUAUUGGAUUCGUCAGCGAUCUUUUUCUUCUGCGCGUGGAUCAUUUUUCACUAUGGGGUCGAUUCACCUCUGAUGUACCACAGGUAAACGCGUCGUACUACAAGUGUAGGCCGGAUCACUCUCGCUAUGGCAAGUUUUUGUCGAAUAUGAUGCAUGGCACGAGCGGUGUGUUGGGUAUCGCUUCUCUUCCUCGCAUGCUUCCCAUGACACGCCUUGUUCCGCUGCGCAACGUUUUUUUGCACAACAACUAUGAACAAGUCUUGAUGGAGUUUGACUUUGGUGUUUCAGUGACCAUUUGCGGUUUCACUUUGGAGCUGCACCAUCCCGCAGUGAUGACGGGGAUGCACGAAGGCAUCGCGACAGCAUUGCGCCUUAUCGGCGUCACGGCCUCGGGCUACCGCGGCAACAUGGGUAUAUUCAAGUUGCCAUGGCCCCCUCUUAUUUCAUGCUCAUCGGCUGCGCCAUUGUUGUCUGAUGGCAGUUUUCUUGACAUUUUCUCAUACGCGUACAGUCUGCCGUCGACUGCCUACGAUGUUGUGUCGGUACUUGUCGAGGUGGUUGAGUGGCGGCUUGCGGCUCAUUCUGUGGGCAAAGAGCACAUGAGGAGGAGCAGGACAAGGCAAGGCGGAUGCAGCACAACCAACAGCGGUAGAGAAAUGGAGACAACUCUCGAGCCUGGUAUUUCCUUCCGACGGAAGAUUUACUUGGGGAGGAUGCAAUUCUGGACAAGCGCCAAUGCAAGAACGCAGCGUAUGGUGAGCAGCCACACGUACACCUCCAUUCAUACCGCAUUGGAUGACACGCAGUAUUAG